Messenger RNA from Thunnus maccoyii (southern bluefin tuna), 3596 nucleotides. Its product is annotated as triadin. The record is from RefSeq and is a predicted model, not a curated record. NCBI's taxonomy places the organism in Eukaryota, Metazoa, Chordata, Actinopteri, Scombriformes, Scombridae. The transcript is spliced from 17 exons. The coding region runs from base 333 to 3530 and encodes 1065 amino acids.
ACUCAGGGAGGGAAGACGUCACGGCCUCAAAAGAAUGCGCGGGUCAAUUGCAUAUUAUUAACAGUUCCAUUGUUUUGCUAACGCUAACGUUUGGCUAGCAAGUGUGCGAAAUAGCCGCUUAACCAGCUUUUACGUGAUAGUUAAACAGUUUUUAGUGGAUUCAAAUAAAUUCGCUCUGGGCGCUAACCGAAUAAGAGCAGUAACGUUAAUUAAAAGCGAAAUGAUAAGUCGUUGGCUGUUAGCUGGUGAGUAGCGGACGUUGGGCUCGCCGUCGUAAACAGACGCCUAACGUAACUGUUAGAAAACGAUAUAACGUUAAUUACAUAACAUAAAUGGAGACAAAGUACCCCGCUUUGAAGAGACCAAAGAGGAAGCUCUGCUACCCCACAAACAAGGAAAGUCCAUCCAGACAAUGGGCAGGAGAGCUGCUUCUGGAAGACGUUAGUAAGAUGUUUGAUGACUUGGAUUCAGCCUCACAUGAUGAUUGCGAUGUACUUCCCCCAUCUCUACUGCUUGAUACUGAGAAUAAACAGGGGGAGGGAGAGGCUGCAGAUGUCCCACAGGAGGGACCCCUAACUGAAAAACCUCCAACAUGCAAAAUGGUUCCAAAAGAAGAUGACCUACAUCCUGUGACCAGGUCAGCCAGUCCUAAACUGGACAUCGAUUUGGACAUCCCAUUUAAAGGGCAUGGGCCAGUGAAGACCUCCAGCCCUAUUGAAAGUGAUAUCGGUGCAGAGGAACAGGACAAUGAAAAAGAGCAAGCUGUGUCCCCGAUCCUCUUUUUCUGUGAAGAAAAAGAACAAGAAGAGGCAAAGAAGGAGCCUCUUCCCAUCCAGAAACCCCAGAGCAAUGGGCUCAUCACAGAGGAAAGUGACGAUUUCAAUUUGGAGUCUCCUCCAAGUAAGAUUUUUCUCAGCAAAUCCAAGUCCAGUCACAAAAACAAGGUGGAGGCAUCAUGCAAAGAGAGUCACCCAGGCGAUGAAAACAUACCCAAGAAAUCUCAAAUACCUGUUUUGGAGGGCAAAAGUAAAACAGAAAGGCAAGAAAAUACAAACCCGCCUUUGUCAGCAUUGAGGCAGGAGCCUGAACAUGCAGCUCCUGAGAAAAACACAGAAAGUGUUCGCAAGGAGCCAGCAGCGGAAACGUCCACCCGUGUGGGAAAAGAGAUGACAGCUUUCCUACAGAAACUUAGAGAUGCUGGGCAGCCCAAACCUGCAAGUUCUAGAAAGUCACUGUCACCGGUUAAAGUACCCACGUGUCCACCUGAGCCAGAGGAUGACUUUCUGAUCCUGGAGGACGAUACACCUAUUCGGUUUUCCAUCCUUAGUAAAACUGCUGCCAAAAAGAAACAGAGGCAGAACAAAACCUCCAGCACCGACAAAGACAGCUCAACAGACAAGGGGGUGAAGGAUGUUUUUGUGCAACUAGAGAUGACACAGAAACAGCUGGAAUCGGAUCAGACAAACAGGAAACUUCAGAGUAAGACUGUCAAUCAGAAAAUGAAGAAAAAAGGCAAAGAGAGAGAGAAAGAAGUGACUGAGACAGACAUGGAUGGAUGCAUUCGUUCCACUCCUGAGGAUCUUCCUGCAGUUGACUCAGUGGAUCAAGAUAAACCAAACAAAAAAACCCAACAGCGACUCAAGAAAGACAGUGACAACGCAGAGGACAAACCUAAAGACACAGCCAGCAGGGAAACAGAUGAAGAAAACUCCUCAAAACCCCAGAGGUCGUCUGAGGUGAAGAGAUCAAAGUCUUCAAAAUAUAAGAAAGAAAAUGCCAAGACAAGCAAAGCUAAAUCAUUAAAGGUGACCAGAAAAGAGAUGCAGGGAUCUGAUGGAGCGAAGGAACAAAGGAGCAGUGAGCAGGAUGCAGAUGUUGAAGACCUGGGUUCUCUUUCAGACAAAGAACUCUUGAAAUCUGAAGCACAAACAGCAAAUGUUAAGACCAAACAGAACAAACAGUCAACUGUUUCUGUGGAGAGUUCGUCUGAUGAUGGUCAGUUGCUUGGGAAAAGGAAAAGAAAUCCGCCUGGACAGUGGUGGUUGAGCUGUCCGGAGAGCACAGAGGAAACAAAGAUAACAGACAACCAGCCUGUUCUGAAGAAGUCCAAACAGAACCGUAAAGAGCUCUCAGCAGAAGUAUCUCCACCUGUAAAGGCUAAGAAUGAAGGACUCUUAAAGCAAAGACAUCACAACACAAAUAAAAAGAAAAACAAACACAGAACUACAAGAGAAAACAACCCAGACAAGGUGAAAGCAACAGCUGAACCUCACAUGAUUGGUUCACAGCAGAUUGAAGCUCAGGAGCAGCAGCAGGACGUCUUAGACCAGGACCUGGAUCUGGUAUUUCCACACAGAGAACACAGCUUCAACUCAGGGGAUCAGAUAUUUCAGAGAGUGUAUCAUCACAGCGGUAGUGAAAAAAUGUCCAGCUCACCAGCAGCACCUGUAUCUCCCAGUAGACCUUCGGAGCAGCUCGGGUCACCAAAACGAGAAAAACGGAGGCGGAAACCUCCUGGUGCAUGGUGGACAGUUGAUAACACGUCUGAGAACAUGGAGAGCGUUUCCUCUCAGUCUCAGCAGCUCAACCCCAAGGAGCCCAAACCUCAUAAGGAAAGAAAAACAAAACAAAACAAAAGCAGAUCUCCUGAACCUGGGACUCUCAAAAAGGGCAACAGUGCAGUCUCAUCAAAACCACCGGGGGGAGCUCACGUAACUCCUCUGAAACCGAGACAGGCUCCAGAGACUGUCAAACGCACCCUGGCCACAUUUAAGGACGUUUUUACUUCAGCCACAGAGAGCACUGCUGUACUCAACAACAGCGAUGCAGGUCAGAAUAACAGACGUGACGUCACUGUGUGUCCUGCUGAGGAGUCUGCCACUGACGGUACAACACUCAGUAAGACUAACAAAGAGAUUCUCAGUAUAGAUGCAGGUGAAUUCAACCGCGAGAGCCCGUCAGCCAGAAGGCGUCACAGCACGUCAGCUGUCCUCAGGAGCGGGCCGUCAUCCAUGAUUGAGCUGGAACAGUACGAGGAAAAUGACGACAUGGUUCUUCCAUCAAGCAGAGUUGACCAUUCUACGCUCUCUGUGUUGGAUCUGUGCGCUCCGCCUCUCAAACCGCUCAGCCUACAGGCGAAGGAUAAAGUCAACCUGGCGGAGUGGCUGAAGAGUCUCUGGCCUGCCACUGUGAAUAAUGGAGCUGAGAUCACUCCAGACCACUUCGAUUGGUACUUCUACCAAGGCAGAGCGAUUGGCUUCCUGCAGGACCUGCAGAGUGGAUCCAUCUCGAAUGGAAAGAUCCUGCUGGGCUCCUACAUGAAGAAGCCUCUCUGGGUGGACCACAGCGCUACAACAGUUUUCAACUUAUUAACAAGCUCUGUGAGUGUAACCGUCGACUGCAAUGAGACCCGUUUCAACCCAGGACGAUCCUUCAUGGUGGAAUGUGGACAUGCCUACAGCAUCCAGAACCUCACCGCACAGCCUGCAGUUCUCUGCUUCACCAGGAUACUUGAAGAAAGUCCAGACUGAAGUUGUCCACUGAAUUGCAGCUAGAUAACCAGCCACAUUUCCCUAAUGACACCUAAAGGGUGUGGG